AACUUCAUGGUUUAUUUUUUGUGAAAAUGCUUGAGUAGCAAAAACACAGAACCGAAUCAGCACUUGUGGUUUGAAAUGUGCCGAGUCAGGAACAUGUUGGUUUAUGUUCAGACGGUCCGAGCUGCAGACUGUCAGUCGAUGCCAACUGCACUGCAGAGAUGGAGAACAGACGUAUACAUCUGGCUUGUGGAAGUUUCUGCACCUACAUCGCAGUCAUCGCCGUUUUCAUCCUGUUUGGCAGAGACUUUGAAUGCACCUGCCAACCACAAGUCUUGGACUGCAACGUGUACCUGUAUCUGCCAGCUUUUAUAGUUUACCUGUUGAUUCUGUGGACAGACGGCUCGUUUCGGAGCGUCUACAGACUCCUGUGCAGAGGUGUGCCCCGAGGCACACACACCCACACCUGCAGUUUUUGGGGUUCUUUAUUCUAUCACAUUUUCAAGGCAGCGUUCAUCGGCCUGCUGUGGGUUGUCGUGGUUUUAAUCGAUGGAGACUGGUACGUCUGCUGUCAGAACGAUCGCUCUGAACAACAGAGACAGUUGGCCUGCAAAGCCGUGGGGAGGAUCACUGAAGAGGAACGAGUAACCAUCGCUAAACUGAGGAACAUGUCCAGGGUUUUUGGCUCCUUUCUCUUCUUGGUUAUCGUUUGUGUGCCAUUCCUGAUGGCGUAUUUCAGAUGGAUGAUAUCUUCCAGAAGGAAACUGUAUGAGAAACUGAUGUUAGAGGAGGAGGAAAAGGUGCUGAAGGAGGUUCUGAGGAAAUCAGCCAAAGAGACGCUGAGCAGAGCGAUCGAGGACAGAGUACGAAGGAACCGAUGGGAGGAGUGUUGCAAUGUGGCUGCAGAUCUGAUUACAUCUGAAGAGAACUUUCCUGAACACGAGGAGCAACAACAAACAGGGGAAACAUGAGACCAGGUGAGUUACAGCAGAGCGUGAAACCUCCACGAGAAGCAGAACGAGACUAAAUGCUGAUUAUGUUCGACAGAUGUGACGUCUGAGCCCAAAGAAUCAAACCCAGCUGUUUACUGGCUCACAUGUAGGUAUGAGGAUUAGGGAUGCACCGAUACCGACGCCAGUAUCGUUCUGAUGCCGUGCGCAUGUACUCGUACUUGUAAUCAUAAAGUUACUCUAACUAAGA
Messenger RNA from Sander lucioperca (pikeperch), 1137 nucleotides. RefSeq lists its product as uncharacterized. The coding region runs from base 159 to 908 and encodes 249 amino acids. The record is from RefSeq and is a predicted model, not a curated record. The transcript has 3 exons. Gene Ontology annotation, molecular function: monoatomic cation channel activity. Lineage: Eukaryota; Metazoa; Chordata; Actinopteri; Perciformes; Percidae.